This is a messenger RNA of Oryza brachyantha (malo sina), 4050 nucleotides long. RefSeq lists its product as uncharacterized. The transcript is spliced from 12 exons. The record is from RefSeq and is a predicted model, not a curated record. NCBI's taxonomy places the organism in Eukaryota, Viridiplantae, Streptophyta, Magnoliopsida, Poales, Poaceae. Bases 259 to 3759 code for a protein of 1166 amino acids. Gene Ontology annotation, molecular function: DNA binding.
GGAGGGGCAGCAGCAGUAGUAAACUCUCACACCAAAGAAGUGCCGGAUUUUUGUCAGACUCCUCUCCUUCUCCUCCCUCUGUAUCCCAUACAGCCUCUCCUCUCCUCUCCUCUUCUUUCCUCCCUUGCUGCAGUUUCCAUUUCAAAUCCCCACCCUCACCAUCAACUUCUCGCAGAAUUCCGAGACCAUCCGCCAUUACCCCCGAGCCGGGCUCCGCGGCAAUCUUGGGUUUCUUGACCGAAACCCUGGCGGUGGAAGAUGGAUGUUGACAAGGACAAAGGGAAUGAGAAGGUGCAUUUCAGGGAUUCCUCGUCGCAGGAGACUCUGCGAACCUACAAGAGGCGCCGGCAACCAGAGCCGGAGCCGCAGCAUCAGCCACAGCCGCAGCCAGAGCCGGAACCACAGCAACAGCAACAGCAGCAUCCAGAGCUAGAGCCCAAGACUGAAGAUGUGCCAGCACAGCAGGUGACUGAAACUUUUUGGAAAAGCAGAGACAUUGGAUGGAAGCAUGGCAUAAUGAUCGACGAGAACAGACAACACUGGAAGUGCAUGUAUUGUCACCUGACUAGAUAUGGUGGUGGUGUCUCUAGACUUAAGAGACAUCUUGCUGGUGAUCUGGAUGUCAAAAUGUGCCCGAAAGUUCCAGCAGAUGUCUCUGAAAAAAUAAGGGAGCAUUUGCGGAAGAAAAGAGAAAGGCGAAAGAAGCGGGCUGCACAAAAUGGUGAUAACCAUGUGACAUCUAAGAGCACCUGUGAUGAUAUCAAGGCUGGGAAAGAUCCUUUACCUGUUGAUUCAGAGUUGCUGACUGGAGAAGACACUGUUCUUGAAGAAGUUACUAACCAAACGAACCAUGAUAAUCAGGAUCCUAAUUACCCCAGGUCUACCAUGUUGUUACGAGGGAUAAGAGAUAUUGGGUGGGAGCAUGCGGUGGAUCUUGAUGGAAAUAAAAGACGAUGGCAGUGUAGGUGGUGUCAUUUAUGUCGAAGUGGUGGUGUAACUACAUUGAAGGCCCAUCUUACUGAUAAUAGCUGCCCAAGUAUUCCAAAGGAAAUAUCAAAAAAAGUAUUGAACUUUAUUGAAGAGAAAAGGGCAGCACGUCAUCUUUUUAAUAGCAAUACAAGGUCUCCUUUUAAUGUCAAAUCUGAUGAGGAUAUAAUUAAUGUUUCACAAAUGCAAGUGGAAGGUACUCUACCAUUGGCAGAUGAUCAACAACCUUCAAGAAAAACUAUUCAUGUACAAACAUCAGAGAAGCGCACCAUUAAUGAGGUGGCAUCUGGAAGCAACCAACAAGGUGCCGGACAUAGUGGCCAACUAAUUGACCAUUGUGAACAGUUGAUGAAAGACAGUGAUCGACCUGAGGAGCACUGCACAUUGGAACAUGGAUGGUGCGAAGUACUUGACAAUAAUAAGCACAAUAUUAUGGACAAUAAAACUGAUAAUUCAGAACACAAAGAGGUCUCGACACACCCUAAGAGAACUAGGUUUAACAUAAGGAAGCAUAUAGUUAUCGUUGACGAAACUGCAAGGCAUUGGAGGUGUAGAUAUUGUGGUAUGGAUGGGUUUGGCAAAACGUCUAGGCUCCAUUUUCAUCUUGCUGGAGUGUUUCGACAUGCUAAGUGCCCAAGUGUUCCUAAACAAGUUUUUGCAAAGGCACGUCAUCAUAUUCAUUUAAAGAGAAGAUUGAACAUGAAAAAGACCAGGCAACAAAUUCUUGGGCAAUCGAGUGAGCAACAGCAGAACAGCAAUCCAGUAUCAGACAAUCGUUAUCUACCAUCAACAAACAAUGAUUGCAGAGGGGUACUUUCCAAUUGCCCAACAAGAUUGAGGGAAAACGCAUGGGAACAUUCACUUAUUCAUGACAGAGAAAAGGGCCAUUGGAAGUGCAAGUGGUGCAGUUUAGAGGGUUACCAUGGCAUAACUAGAUUGAAGUGGCAUCUUGUUGGGUGGCAGAAUCGUCCUCGAUGCCACAAUGUUCCUGAUGAUGUUGCUAAAACCAUUCGGGAUAAAAUGGUAUCAAGAGAGAAGCAGAAAACAGGAAUAUCAGAUCUUGAUGUUAUUGACAGUUCCAACAUGCCAUGUUCUUCUAAGAGUUCACAGUUUGGUCAUUUCACUAUGGUAAUGCAGGAAAAAAGUUCUGAAGAUUUUAGUCAAGCUGAAAGAAAUUCAAAUACAUUGAACUCAGUAUGCAAUAUUACUCGUCCACCACAUAACAGCAAUAAUCCUCAGGAACUACAAGAAAAUGGAUUAUAUAGUAGCAAAAGCAAAUCCGAGAAGCAGACUGAAAGAAAUGACUUCUGGAGUCACUGGCGAUAUGUUUUGGAUGGACUGAUGCAUUUGCCAGGUGCACUAGAGGGUCCUGGCAUUCAUAGUUGCAUCCGUGAUGUCCUUCUUUAUGGUUCUGCUGAAUUUGGAACUGUCGAGGACAAAGCAGAAAUAGAUUCCAACAGAGCAGUGUCAAGUGAUGGGAAUAAUGCUAAGUGUCAAAGUGUUCUUGUGGAUGUUUUAAGGUCAGAGAAUUUUGCCUUAUUGUGCAAUGUGCUUGGCAAAACUGUCCAUCAAGAUGAGGGAAGGACUAGGUAUUUUGAUUUUAGCAUGAUUGACUCAAGGAUGAAAAAUGGAGAUUAUGGCCGUUCACCUUUAUUAUUCAAACGUGAUCUGAAACUGUUAUGGGAAGAUCUUAAAAUGGCUGGUCAAGAUAUCAUUGACCUAGCAAAUAGUCUUUCAAGCCUCACAGAAGCGUCCUACACAAAGCAGGUUGAAGGAGAGAGAGGAUCAAAUGAUAGUGAAGAGAAUGUGAAGGGAGCUGUGGCAACCUGUUCUGAACCCAUUACCAUGGUCCAGCCAAAUGCAUUGGUAAUUUCAACCUCACAGGGCUUCAACCAGUUAGAUCAACCUGAUGCAAUGAAUGCUAAUGAUGUACAAAACGGUACUACCUGCAAUGAAUGUGGCAAAGUAGCAAAAGGUGAUAGCAUCCUUACCUGCAAGAGAUGCAUGCUAGCAUUCCACAUCUUAUGCAUUGAACCUUCUGUUUCAUCUACUUCAACUGGAAGCUGGUAUUGUAAAAGCUGCUGCCCUAUCCAUAACGUAUCAGCUGAAGGUGACAUGGCCUUGGCCCACUAUGAACCUAAUUGUUUCCAUGGAAAUUGCAUUAUAUGCAAGGACCUUGAGGUUUGUAGGCCUCCAGGGUGUGAGGAAACUACCAGUAAAGGGACACAUGUUGAUAACUCCAGAGCAAUUGUGAUUUCCAGUGGAGAGCUUGCUGAGGAUGUGGAAUUGCCAGGUAUUGAUGUCGAGGACCUAUGCAAGGUGUGUGGAAACCCUGAGGAGAAGGACAAGAGAUUCUUGAUAUGUGGCCACACCCAUUGUCUAUACAAGUACUACCACAUUCGUUGCCUGAAGACGAACCAGAUCGCUAGUGAUGCGCAGCUGGACAAGCCCUGCUGGUACUGCCCAUCGUGCCUUUGCCGCGUUUGUCAUUCUGACAGAGAUGAUGACCUGACCAUCCUGUGCGAUGGCUGCGAUGAAGCUUACCAUCUCUACUGCAUAACGCCGCGUCGCUCCUCAAUUCCCAAGGGGAAAUGGUAUUGCUCAUCUUGUGCGGUAGAGAGAGCGAAGGAGGGGAUGGCGCGGCAUGAGAAAAGGAUGCUGAAACUCCAUAGGAAGGAUGAUCCUGGGCUGCAAGGUAUGAGGUAUGAAGUCGUGGACAUGAUACUUGCUGCUGCAAAGAUGCUGAGCGAAGAUGAGCAGCAGGGGACCUGAAUCAUCUUUUCUUUUUCCUGAUCAAAACAGAACCAUUUAGGAAGUUGAACCGGCCAUAUUUCUUUUUCCUUCUUUUUUUCAUGCUUCACCUCCAUUUAGGUUAUACUUAAUUAAAGUUAAACAACCUGUCGUCGUCGGAAGUCAAGGGAGCUGAGUUGAGUACUCAGGUUGAAUAUUGUUGUCUGAGGAAUGGUGUAGCAACUGUUGCUAUCUUGUUUACCUCUGGGUGCAAUUUUGUGGACAGCCUCCAAAUUGAAAGUGAAAAAACACACAAGAGGUUUUUCACCAAGU